AUGCGCGCUCGCGUGGUCGUGGUGCUGCUCGCGUGGUCGUGCGCUGGCGCCCGCCCGCAGUUCUACCCCAGUGGGCAAAAGGAAGAGGUCGAUAUGGGCGCCGUUGCAGGCGAAGAGUGCGCGGCUGUGGGCGCCGUGCGUGCCGCCCGCCACUGCCCCCGCAGCCGUGCGCGCGUCGCGCUGGGCCCGCGCCCGCCCCGCUGCGGCUUCCGGGGCUUCGACGAGCUCGUCUGCUGCCGCGCCCCGCGCCGCCCGCCCGCGCCGCCACCGCGCCGCCCGCGCCGCGCCCGGCCGCGCCUCGCCCAGCGCACAAGGUCUUCUGGAGGUAACGUAGAAUCAAUGGUCUCGUCUACAAGGGUGGGUCUGCGGCCGGUGGCGCUGCGCCUGGGCGCGACGCGGCUGGACGGGCAGGGCGAAGGCGACGGCGCGGGCGAGCGGCGUGACUCGGACUACGGCGUGGCGGCCGUGGCACUGCACCCUGAACACGACCGGCGCUUCCGCUACCACGACCUGGCGCUGCUGCGCACGGCCCGGCCCGUGGCGCUGUCGCCGCGCGUGCGCCCCGCCUGCCUGCCCGCGGCGCCCGGCGUGCGGCCCGAGGAGGGCGCCCAAGCUUUGAGCCCAGCCGUGACCUGAGGAAGGUGCAGCUGACGGCGGUGGAAGCGGGCGAGUGCGACCGGCUGCUGACCUCCCGAUCCAAGAUCCCUCACGGCAUCGACGACAGCAUGCUGUGCGCCUCCAGCGCCGCGGGCGAAGACACCUGCCGGGUAAGCCCCAGUGACUCCGGGCGCGGGCGCUCGGGGCAGGGCGUGCUGUUUGUCAGCUAGCGGCGCCGCCCCCGCCGGGACAAGCUCUGAGUUCCCGACCGGUCCCCCGGUGUGUAGAGGUGAGAGCAAGGGGAGAGGUAGGAAAGAGGUCCGUGGCCCGUUUGUAGGGUACCGCUCCGGCAUUCGCCUGGCGUGGAACGGAGAAACCUCGGAAGACUACCGAUCAAAGCAGUCGCCCUCUAGAAUUCUCCUCCAGACAGAGGCUUAAUUCGACGAAGUUAUGAAGGUAGUUGUCGAAAACCCUGCUACCGUCGGGACUCGAACCUAGGACCUCCCGGUCAGUGGGCCCGGAGGGAGAGCAGUGACGUCAGUUGAUGCCCUGAGCCACCUCCCUCGGUCCAUGUGGUAGUGAUUUACGCUGUAGAUAUAGGAGUGGCGACUUAGCAGUUGUAACAUGUGCUCUAUAGACUUCAUGUCAAAGCCAGCUUUGUCGUUGUCCCUGCAGCGACUUCCACCGGUAGCCCGUAGCGUUUGAGUCCGGGCGGAUGUGGAUUAUCGACGUAGGUCGAAUUCAACCGUUGUCCACCUUACAGUAGACAAACGGGCCACGGGUUGCACGCGAUCGUUCCUUCCUCUUC
Messenger RNA from Gryllus bimaculatus (two-spotted cricket), 1405 nucleotides. The record is from the annotation of a GenBank genome assembly. Lineage: Eukaryota; Metazoa; Arthropoda; Insecta; Orthoptera; Gryllidae.